Molecule: messenger RNA, 407 nt
Organism: Myripristis murdjan (pinecone soldierfish)
Lineage: Eukaryota; Metazoa; Chordata; Actinopteri; Holocentriformes; Holocentridae
Gene: asip2b
Product: agouti signaling protein, nonagouti homolog (mouse) 2b
Exons: 4
Coding region: 60-407 (115 amino acids)
Biological process (GO): positive regulation of feeding behavior; adult feeding behavior; neuropeptide signaling pathway
Cellular component (GO): extracellular region
Molecular function (GO): type 1 melanocortin receptor binding; neuropeptide hormone activity
Source: RefSeq, a predicted model, not a curated record
CUUUUCAAGGGGCCCGUGGAGGCAGACAGAUAAGUAACAGAACAGAAGAAAAACCACACAUGAUGUGGAAGAUACCGGGUAAACACUUGCUCUGCAUCUGCCUGCUGGUCAUCCCGCUGUCCUGGGCAGAGGACGCGAGGGAAGAGAAGAAUGACAAUGAUUCAGCGUGGAGUCAAGCGAAGCACAAGCGACUGUUUGCCAGGCGAAGGAUCCCGGCACCCCAGGGAAGUCAAAUUCCUAAAGUUAAGCCAGAGGCCAUGACCCCUGCACGCCGCUGUGGUCGUCUGAUGGAGAACUGCUCCUCUCAUGUGCCCUGCUGCGACCCCUGUGCUUCCUGCCGUUGUCGACUUUUCAACACCAUCUGCCACUGCUGGAGAGUGGGCCCCAAGUGUUCAAAGAGGAUUUAG